This is a messenger RNA of Oryzias latipes (Japanese medaka), 2572 nucleotides long. The record is from RefSeq and is a predicted model, not a curated record. Lineage: Eukaryota; Metazoa; Chordata; Actinopteri; Beloniformes; Adrianichthyidae.
CAAACAUGGCGGAGAGGUCUUCCGAACGGGAUCAGUCUCAGCCCGAACUAUCGGCUCUGGCCGUUCGCACAGCUCAAGCUUUGUGUGAUUUAUUGGGCAAAAGGUUAGAAGCUCCAACUACAUCUCAAGCGACUGGUCAGAGCAUGCCAGGCUUGGCAGUAGGCAGCAGUCAGAGCACUGUAUGCAGUUCUCCAACCGUGAGGCAGAGCAUGAAAAGGACAUUCCCACACAUCUUCAGCAAGGCUGCUGAUGGUCCAAAGGGGAAAAGGCGAUUCUCUGCUCCUGCCACAUCUCUUGUCAAAACAUGUGUCUUCAAUGUCUAUGUUCUUCCAAGACCCACUGACUUCACACCAAAGAGCUCAGCAGAAGAAUUACAGCUUGCCACUGCUGGCCUUGGAAGACGCAGAGAACUUCUAGCAGAGAACUGGGGACACAGUCAGAUUGAAGCUCAGCUUUGUGAGGUAUUUCCCAAGUUAAACACAUUGAAAGGAGGCUGGAUGUUUUAUAAAUCCACAGGUGGCAGUGGACGUCGUAAGCUGACAUCAGUGUUACAAGGCCCUGAGGGGUACACCUUUGACACACUAAAAGGGGCAUCUUGCAGCGGCAAGAACACUUUAUUUUUAGUUCCGCUACAGGAGCAGCUAUCUGUUCAACCACUUCCCUAUGACUCUCCUGAAUUUGCCAAGAUGCCAAAGGCAAACUGCAUGAAAUGUGGAAUACUAAUGCCUUUUCAGCUGUUAUCGUUACAUGUCGAGGAAUGCAAUGUGGAUGAUUUUGAGGCAUCUCCUGAUGAAGACAGCAUAGUUAAUGAAGAUCCAGUUCUCUGUACUACAGCUGUCCAAGACAUUCAUACCACUGAGAAAGGACAAUCUACUGCCAUGGAAAAAACCUGUGAGGUUUGCCCGAUCUGUCAGGCAUCUUACCCUCAUGAUGACCUUCCGUUUCAUGCCAGCACGUGUGGUGAAGGACAAGACAUUGCAAAUACUAUGAGCAGGGAAGCAGCCAGUAUGACAAGUGUUGAGGAAUUGCCAGGACCCUCAUUUCAGGGAUUGUCAACCCCACCAUCAGCUGCAUGGGAGAAGGAAGAAGACCCCAAGGAAGCAUGUCAAUUGUUCAGACAACAACUACUGCUGCGUUACUCAAAAUGCCCACACCUCUUGCUGUCAAUCAACAUGUUUGAUUCAGAAGAAGACAAGGACCGUUCAUUUAUAGAAUUCUACAAAAGGAAUAAUGUCGAAUGGGCAGCUCCUUUCAAGUGCAUGCUGACAGGAGAUGCAGCAAUUGGUGAAGGGGUCACACGACAUGUCUUGUCAAUGGCCAUGCAGAAAUUGACGACUGGUUUCAGUAUUAAUUUAGGAUCCGCCAGUCUUACACCCCUUUUUGAAGGGGAAAGAGACCAUCUAGUUCCCUCAGCUGCUGGGGUGCUACGGGAAUGCAAGCUGUUUGAGAUGGCAGGUCGGAUUAUUGGACAUAACUUCUUUCAUGGUGGGUCCGGUUUACCAGGACUUAGUAUGGCUGUCGUGACUCUACUGACUGGGGGUGACAUUGACACGGCAGUAGCAGCUCUGACCAUAGAGGAUGUUGCCGAUAUUGAGCAUCGUGAAACUAUUGCUUUGCUCAAGAAACCGGAACUUACAGUGGAAGAAAUCACCCGUGUGAGUGAUCUUUGCCUGUCCUGGUAUCAGCCUACUCCGAAUUCCACCAAUCACGACUUGCUGUUUCAGCUGCUGCUUUCAAAGGCUGUACUUCACAAUGGAAUGCAGCCAAUUAAGCAGAUCCGGAAAGGUCUUAAAGAUACUGGAAUCUGGCCACUUAUUUUAGCCAGACCAGAUGUCCACUGUAUACUGUUCCCCAGGGAGGCAAGUGUGGAACUUAGCUCACAGACCAUGAUAGAGAGCAUUUGCUGGCCACAAUCUAUUUGUGACAGUGAUGAAGAUGACGAGGAGCCUGUUCCAUUGAAGGACAUCAGUACAGUGACUGGGUUCCUAAGGAAAUUCAUUGAGGAAAGUAAUGGUCUCAUACUCAUUGCAUCUCGAUUAGCUUCUUGAUGUUUUUGUCCUAGGAGGGAUAGUGAUGAUGGUAAUGUCAAUGCAAAUUUGAUGAAACUUACACGUUUUUGGUGCAAGUGUAAUACAUGCAGAAGUGUCACAUAGUUCGAUUGUUCUCUUCCACAGCAUCACCGAAGGUUCUGUGCGACCUUAUGAAGUUCUGGGUGGGAUGGGAGCACCAAACGAGGAGCCUAUAUGUAAAGGUAGUGCGCUCAACCUACCCAGUUGCUCACACCUGCCUAUACACGUUGGAGCUUCCGAGUCACUACAGCACCUACAAAAUGUUUAAAGAGGAUAUGAUCAUGGCUCUAAGUUCAAUCAGCUCAGGAUUUGGGAAAGUGUAAUAAAAGUUUACUGUUAUUGCUUGAAGUUCUUUGUCUAGCACUUUAAAAUGUUAACUGCCCUUGUUAAGGCAAUUUUAAAUUGUGCCACCUCAGUGUUUUAAAACGAGCUGUUAUUAUACUGCAAUUGUUGUGAAGACUGUACAACGAAUAGUUAAUUGUAAUAAAGUUUUGUCAAGACUU